AUGAUGAAGGAAUUGAUGUCUCGCAACUUAGACUUUCAAGACUUGGCAAUUGUGACACUGACUCAGACCUGUAGUGCUAUCAUGACAAGUCCUAUAGCUGAGAAGCUAUCUGACCCAGGGAGUUUCACAAUUUCGUGCACCAUAGGCAGCUAUGCUUUUGCCAAAGCAUUGUGUGAUUUGGGGGUGAUCAUAAACUUGAUGCCCUUGUCUAUCUAUAAGAGGUUAGGCAUUGGAAGGGCAAGAAACACAUCCAUGUUACUACAGCUAGCCGAUCGAACAGUGAAGAGGCUAUCAGGUAUACUUGAUAACGCACUUGUGCAGGUCGGAAAGUUUGUGUUUCCAUCAGAUUUUGUCAUUCUUGAUUGUCAGGUUGAUGAAGCGAUUCCUACGAUUUUGUGA
Nicotiana attenuata is the source of this 399-nucleotide messenger RNA. RefSeq lists its product as uncharacterized. The transcript has a single exon. The record is from RefSeq and is a predicted model, not a curated record. Lineage: Eukaryota; Viridiplantae; Streptophyta; Magnoliopsida; Solanales; Solanaceae. Bases 1 to 399 code for a protein of 132 amino acids.